AUGACUAAACAUUUUAUUAUUAUCUUUCUUUUAAUUACUGUAAUAUCGACAAUAUCGUCGUUAGCAUUAGCUAUUAAACCUAUAAAUCGACGGAGGAGAGAAUGUUUAAACAAAAUUGUCCCUAAAUUAUUAAAAUAUCCACUAAACAACACUUAUUGUGACUACAUGAGAUCAUGUAAUGUACCCUGUGACAAGAAUUUAAUCCCACCUACUGACAUCCAAUUCUUUGAUCAAUCGUCUAUGCCAAUAGAACGUCGAACAACGUUUACUACUAAUAAUAAUAAUUGUUUAAGACCAAUAUCAUUUUUACAAACUACUAACAGUAAGUCUUGUGUUAAAUUUACUGAUUGUCGAAAUGUCAGAUGUGUAGGUGAGACCAAACGCGAUGUUGAUUUUAAGAGAAGAGCUUUUAUUGCUUUUGAGGCUAUAGCAUGUGUAUCAUCCGUGGUGUUGAUGGCCGCCAUAGAGAUUGGAACGGUGGGUUGGGCAACGCCAGCUUUAGUUUCUCCAGUGUUGGGAGGUGCAUGUAGUAGUUUCAAAUCUGUUUCGGAUUUUAUUGAUAAUAUUGGAGAAUUAUUUGGUUGGUGGUAA
Messenger RNA from Macrosiphum euphorbiae (potato aphid), 591 nucleotides. The record is from the annotation of a GenBank genome assembly. Lineage: Eukaryota; Metazoa; Arthropoda; Insecta; Hemiptera; Aphididae.